Molecule: messenger RNA, 1086 nt
Organism: Oikopleura dioica
Lineage: Eukaryota; Metazoa; Chordata; Appendicularia; Copelata; Oikopleuridae
Source: the annotation of a GenBank genome assembly
AUGAAAUUCUCGGCAUUUCUUGGAGUUCCGCUCUUUGGGCAGAGAGUUAAUGAGAAAGAGUUCUUUGGAGAAAAAGCACAACCUCUCGUUGUUGAUUGCAGCGUGGACAAAAUUGACAUUUCUGUGGAUCGAAAUUUGCUGCUUGAAGAUUUCAGCGACUUGAGGAUUAGGAUUGAUGGCUUUUGGGAAUCAAGCUAUUGCCAGAGCUGGGAAUCGUCAACGCACAAUUUUUACAGGGCCAGUUUGGGCAGUUGUGGCUUCAACAGACAGACGAAUGAUACUCACGUGACGUAUUCAAAUCUUCUCAAAGUGAACUUGAUGGAGCAAGAUCCCAAAAGAAUUGUGAUGUAUUCUGGGAAGAAUUAUGUGUUUCCAAUCGAGUGCUCUUAUAACACGAAUCUAAGGACGGGAUUCAAUUUUGAUGUUGAGGAUCAAUCCGCAAGCAUGAUUCAGUUUCCCUCAAUAUCCGGCGAGGGUGUUUUUCGAACAGCUAUGGUAUUGUAUCAAGACGGAACCUUUACAAAUCCCCUUCCAUCCGAAGUGACUGUAAAUACAAACGAGAUUCUCAAUGUAGGCGUGUUCCUUGUCGACGCAGAAGAAGGAGACAAUUACAGAAAAUUAAAAAUUAACAAUUGCUGGGCGAGUCCGACCAACUCGUCGCAAGAUCCGAUUCAAUUCGAUCUCAUUCAAGAUGGAUGUGCUGACAACGAAGUCGUCAAAAUUAUGGAAAACGGGGAGAGCUCGCAAGCGCGAUUUACCUCGGAAGUUUUUGGUUUUGCCGGAUAUCAGAGGGUCUAUCUCUUUUGCGACAUUUCUAUUUGCUUUGAAAACUGUAUAAAGAGCUGUCUUGAGUCUCAAAAUCGAAGAAAACGGCGAGCUGCAAUCAACGAUGACAACCAAGUUUUAUCACUAGGGCCAAUUGUCAUUAACGAAGUCGAAAAUCACAAGCUACCAACAAGUCCUGAAAGAAAAAUUGCUGUUCUGAAAAUGGUGAGUUUGAGUGGCGGACUUCUUUGUCUCGGUCUUUUGAUAUGCGGAAUAGGAAUUGGUCGAAAUUUGGAAAUCAAAGACUCAAUUAUCCAAUAA